This is a messenger RNA of Hemibagrus wyckioides, 1866 nucleotides long. Its product is annotated as putative C-type lectin domain family 20 member A. The transcript has 6 exons. Bases 118 to 1056 code for a protein of 312 amino acids. The record is from RefSeq and is a predicted model, not a curated record. Lineage: Eukaryota; Metazoa; Chordata; Actinopteri; Siluriformes; Bagridae.
UGUUUUGCAUGAGAGCUCUCUUAUAUAAUGCCAGCUAAACUUGUCAAAAUUAGAAGUGCCGAUGAAUCAGAGGUCCUUUUUCAUUUUCUCUAGAGUACUUCAGAUGCCACAUCAGUGAUGGGGAAUCGCAUGUUUCAGCUUUUGUCUCUCACAGAAGUCUUCCUUUUCGUCUUGUCUGUACCGUAUGAGUACAUCCUAGUCCAACAGGGGAAAAAUUGGAAUGAUGCUCGGACUUACUGCCAAGCCAAAUACAUUGACCUGGCUAUUGCUGGAGACAGUGAUGACAUGGUCAAGCUUCAAAAUGAGGCACAGAAGCAACAAUUGACUUCCAGUGCUUGGACUGGCUAUUACAAUGAUGUUAAUAGCUGGCGCUGGUCCCUGGGAAACCAGCCACUCGGAAAUGUGACAGAUUGGUGUGCCGGUGAGCCGACCUAUGCAAUGGAAGCUUGUGGUGGGAUAAAGCCAAGCUGUUGGUUUGACUAUUUUUGUACAGCAGCAUUUCCCUUUGUGUGCUUUGAUGACAGGAACACUGGGUCCAGCAGAUACAUUGUUAUUUCUACUUCUAAGUCUUUUUCUAAUGCUCAGAGUUACUGCAGGCAAUAUCACACAGACCUGGCCAGUGUUACAACCAUAGAGGAAAAUACACUGAUAAAAGGAAAAGUCUCUGGUAAUGCUUGGAUUGGUCUGUCCAGAGACACCUGGAAGUGGGUAGACCAGAGUACAUUCUCUACCUUUAGUUGGGUGACAGGAAAACCAGGUGGUGCAGGUACAUAUGAUAAUUGUGGUCAUUUUUUUAAUGGCCUGGUUGAUGCUGCACCAUGCUCUCAAAUAAAGCCUUUCUUCUGUCUCAGAGAUUUUACAAAAAAACAAACCAUAAGAAUGAAGAUUAAAUCGAAUCAGGAUGUGAAUGAUUCUGCAAUGAAGGCAACAAUCUUACAGAUGAUCAAGCUAAAACUGGAGGAACAUGGGAUAUCAAAUAACACCACAAUAAAAUGGAUAGAGCAACCAGAUGGCAUAGUCUUUCAAAAGUUAAUCAUAAAUAAUGAUGAUCUCUAACAGUUAAUUUGAGCAUUCUGUUCUUAAGAUAGAAAUUGAACAGACCCUGUACUUUUUUUUUUCAUUGCUACAUAAACAGCAGCUUUAACUUCUAAACAUAGCUAAGUGUUAAAUAUGCAAUUUUUAAUGACCGUAAAUGUUUAAUGUCUGACCAUGGACUGAAUUUGCUGGGACACCCACUCCUGGGAAAAUGAGCAUUGUUUUGUAGGCUCUCCAAUUAUAAACGAUCCUUUUCACUCAGUAUGUUAAAUAAUUUGUUGGUAAUCAGAUGGAAAAGUCUUCAUGUAAAUACCUCAAUACAGAGCUGAGCUCAAUCCCAGUUAGAAAGGGGUGGUGUAGAUCUGAAAUGAUCCAGUAAAUAGGAAACAAAUUGGAUUUGAAAAUACCUUGAAUUUUAAAUUGCUAUGAGAGGGUUUUUCUAAUCCUUACCAGAGUGAUGAACAGCAACAAUUGCUUCUCAGAGACCUUGGCUGAUGUCCUUUCUUCUUGCCCUGAUGUAAACACACAUCUCAAUGCUCCAAAUCGCUUUUAUAGAGGUAGUUACAUUUAUUGAUGAUUAACUAAACUUCUGUAUUUAUUAGUAACACCUAGAUAUUAAGUCUCUUAAUCAUUAUGGAUGUAGAAAGGGUGUAAAUCUUUUUCCACUGGAUUCUAAAUAUUGGUUUACUUUUGGGGAAAAAUUAUUACAUGUUGAAAUCUGUUGUGGUGGUUCUAUUCAUUCACUCAUUCAUUCAUUCAUUCAUUCAUUCAUUUAUAUUUGUCACCUGAGGUUAUUUGUUUUUAUUUGGUGAGGGCUACAGAAUUGUUAUU